Molecule: messenger RNA, 5818 nt
Organism: Penaeus monodon (black tiger shrimp)
Lineage: Eukaryota; Metazoa; Arthropoda; Malacostraca; Decapoda; Penaeidae
Product: histone H1.11L-like
Exons: 2
Coding region: 45-1052 (335 amino acids)
Source: RefSeq, a predicted model, not a curated record
GGAACAAGACAGUUUUCACAAACACCCAAACCACCACACCGCCCAUGGUAUGUCUCCACCCACAUCUGCCAACGCCCUUCCUCUUCGCUCACUCCCCCUUCCUCUCCUUUCCCUGUCUUCCCUCCUCCGUCAUUCAGAAACCGUAUAUCUUCCACCAGGAGGUUCUGGGAAGGCUGCCGACGAUCAAAGAAUACACGGAAUUCAUAACAGAAAAGGAACUCGAGAAAGAAAAAUCUUCUUCAACAAGAAUAAGGUGUGCGCAAAAGCUGGUGAGUCAAGUCGAGCACCAUCACGGCGUCCCCCCUCGGGUUCGCAGCCCACGGGCGUCGUCCUCGUCGCCCUCUCCUUCUCCAUCCAGGUCCCCUGCUGCUGCUGCUGCUGCAGCAGUUGCAGCAACAGCGGUAGUGGCGGCAGCAGGAGGCAGCGGUGCUUCCGUGAGUGGCCUCCAUGCUCGGACUCUUUCAAGAUCCCCGUCAGCCUCUCCUUCGGGACCCUCCAGCACCAAGAGCACGCCCGACAGGAAGUCCUACGCUGGGAUGGUUCGCCGCGAGUCAACGGGCUCGGCUGCCUCACUCAAGAGCAACAUCUCCCUCCUUAGCAACGCCUCCAUUAGAAGUAGUGCCUCCACACACAGCAACGCAUCAUACAAGAGCGCCGUCUCGGGCAAGAGCGGCGCCUCCAUGAAGAGCAGCGCUUCCCUCAUCAGCAGUUCCUCCAUGAAGAGCGCCGUGUCCCUCAAGAGCAGCGCCUCGGUCAAGAGCGGGAUGUCGAGCAAGAGCGGCAUAUCCAGCAAGAGCUCGGCCUCGACCCGAAGCACCACGUCCACCAAGAGCACGACCUCGGGGAAGAGCACGGGUACCAUCAAGUCCAACAAGUCCAGCAAGUCGAUUAUCUCCACGAAGAAGGAGCCAGAAGGGAAAGGUGUCAGAAGAAAGGAAUCGUGUGAUAAGAAGGCAGACAGUGAUAAAAGAGUGAAGCAGUCAAAGGGUGAAAGUAAAAUCAAGGCGCUCAAGAAAAGAUUCGAGGGCAAAGAAUACCAUAGACUGCAGUGACAGUAUAAGAAGCCAAAAAAAAAAAAAAAAAAAAAAAAAAAAAAUCAUAUAGAUAAGUACUUAAGUCUGCCAUACUAUACAAUAUAACAGGUGAUUUUAAAAAUUAAUAUUAAUUUUUAAAAAAUAACCUAGCAGUAUUUCUUUUUCUAAAAGAAAAGCACAAGCACUCCCAGCUCUUAAGUUUUCAGUGUAACAAGGCAAUAAGAGGCAACCCCUCCUCUCCCCCCUUCCCCUACAGCAACAUUGCAAUACAUAUCGUUAUCACAGAUCGGUUCCUGGUGAAGUACCGAUCAUGGACACUUCUCCUCCCGUGAUAUCAAAACUGGUGCAACAUUAGGUGACAAACUCUCAUUUUAAAUAGGUUUCUUACUCAAAGUACAGUAUAAGAACCACAUGUAUAUUAGACACUACAAGUUGACUGCUGCAAUAAAUCAUAUAUACAGCUGUUAGUGAGAAUAUAUUUUUUUGCAACAAACAAUGGUGCAGUAAAAAAAAAAAAAAAAAAAAAAAAGGCUGUCUGACCUCACGAAUCUUUAUAUAUACAUAUAUAUAUAUAUAUAUAUAAGAAAUGGAUGAAACGGAAAUGCCCAUUUCUGGGGGCAAUAAAUGAGUUCUUCCAUACAUGUGAACUGGCCCCCAUAGCUGGCUUUCAAGGUGAGCGGAAGUGAAGUACCACCAUCCGUCGUCCACCCAGGCAAUACAGUAGCCUUGUAGAUAUAGAUAGGCUGAAAGUAGAUUAGUUGGAUUCAUAUAUCAUUCGGAAGGAGACUGUCCAGCCAGCUGCAAACAGUGCUUUAGACUCUUUUUUGACAGUCAGACCAUUUCUUCUCAGUGGUAGGACGUGUUCGCCAUCAGUACCAGCUCAACUUAACGGUACUUAAUGGUUCAGAGUGUGUGACGAAAGACGUGUUUUGAUGGCAAGCAGAUAGGGGUUUUUAUAUAUUCUAUUUAUUGAAUGUUGGAUCUUACACACCGACGUCAGUAUUCCACAUCCUUCAGUUUACAUAUGAUGAAUGGAAGAAAAUCUUUUUUUUUAAUUCAUUAUUGCAUCUACAAUAAAGUAACAAAAAAAAAAAAAAAAAAAAAAAAAAAAAAAAAAAAAAAACAUUUUUCACAGUUAACCUCUUAAAGGUUGGUUGUCAGCAUGAAAGAUGCAUUUUGUUUCUUUCUAAAACAAGUGCUCGAUCUUUGCUUUGAUUUCGUAUUUUGCCAAUUGUCUACGCUUUGAAGGGCCUGCUGGAAGGUUGAGCACUUUUGCAAAAGAAAAAAAAAAAAGAAAGAAAGAAGAAAAAAAGAAACAGAUGCAUCUUUAGUCUCUCCUUUUUAUUCAUUAAGUUAAUUCUUUAAUUCUUUCAAUAACUUACAGCCACUCCUGCCAACUUGUCACCAAAACUCCCCUGUGGCACCUGGAAGUGUUGCCAUCCAAUGCGGCUACCAGACAUGCCAUGAGUUACAAAGUUACACUCCUUCCAUUAGAUUUAAGGCCGAGAUUUUUCAGUAAUAGGACUUCCAGAUAAUGUCAUUUCUGAUCUCUAAUUUCCUAUUGUGAAAAUCUUCUCUUGUUUUACCUUCCUUUCAUAUUUUUUUCUUUCUUCAUUCAAAAAAGGAAGCUUCCUUAUUUUUAGUAUAACUCUUUUCCUUUCUCUUUUUGAUAUGAACUAAUGAUUCAUUUGGCUUUCAUAUAACUCUGAUGCAUACUCUGACACUAUUAACUUGGGAGAAAAAGAGAGGUAUCGCUAAAGUAUUAAGUAAAUCUAAAGAUCAGCGUACGAGUAGCUAUAUAGUUCUCAAUUCCAAGACACCACUUGUGGACCUCCUGAAGAAAAAGGAAAUAGAAUAGAAAUAAUGAAAUAAAAGACAACAUCAAAGUAUAUUGUAACUUUGAGGAAAACUUCUGAGAACUCGAGAAUUCUUCAUGUGGUUAAUGGAACUUUGGACUUUCUUAGAGUGACGUUAGAGGUAGUAUGUGCGCUCCGGCACCUGUUCUAGAGAUUGUAGUGCUCUUGCUCGUAACAUAUAUAUACACAAAUAUGCGUCAUAGCCACUUUUCAAGAAACAUAAAACAGUGCUGGUUAAAUCUUAGUCAAGGAUUGAUUACCUCUGUGCAUUUACUGACAGAUUGAGUGUAGGACAGAUCAUGAAGCUGUGGGUGAUAAGUUGGAUGCAUUAUACAUAAACUACAGGGAGUAUCACCAGUCAAGAGGGUUAAGAAAUUGUGCAUAUAGUAAAAUAGAAUUGUCAAUGCCAAGGUGCUUGUCAAUAUGCUAUUUUAAUAAUCAAAGAGAUAUUUAAUCUCAAAGGUGGGGAAUGUCUUUCUAGAUUACAGAGGUAUCUGCAGACUGCUUUAACAUCUUGUCUAAAACCAUAAGUUACCCAACAACAAAAGAGCAGAGGAAAAUUAGAAAACCACCAAGAAUGAAUUGGAAGGUUUUGAAGGUAUUAUUUAAAAUGUUGCUUUAUGGUAGAGGUAUGAUAUUUACUGAAUAGUUAGGGUUAAAUGAUGCAAAUGUAUUCUUAGAGGAAAAAGUUUGGUGGUAAAGAAAUAGAAAGAAGAAGGUCCACCAUACUGGUUUAAGCUAGCAUUCAGGCAUGAGCAGAUCACAAAACCAUGUUAAGAUAAAAAUUACGCUUAAGAAAAAACAACAGGUCCGCAAGGCAAUUGAGCAGAAACAGGUUUCCCUACUUUUCAUUAGUCACCUUACUUGAAAGACAAUAGAUAAUGCUAUCAUACAGGUGAGAAUCACAAACCCCAGAAGACUGGUGUAUGUUUAUAUGGUGUGGUAUAGAGGCAUGAAACUCACUAAUAUAUAGGGCCUCAAAGGGUACAUUUGUUCUUCCUUUGCAUACUAAAAGAGCAGAAUGUUGUAGGAUGUUUGGAAUGUUCCAGAAAACAACAGAUCAAAAGCUAGCGGUGAGUUACAAAACCGGUGCUUAGUUUAAGGUCUGAUGCUACCUUACAGUCAAGCAAAAGAAAAAGAAUAGGAAAGAAAAAGCAGGAAUAAUGAGUAUGCAAGAAAAAGGUCGAAAAAACAACAAAAAAAUUUAAAUCAAGAUAUGCAUAUACAACUUAAAAUAAAACAGAACUACACACUUGAUCCAGAAAAGAUAAAAACAAAAAACAAAACAAAAAAACAACAAAAAAAACAAAAAUAAAAAAAAACAAGAAACGAUAGCAAGGGAUAGCAGGCUUUGUCGGAGUCACUAGCUCAACUAUUAAAUAACUCUACAUGUAGGUUCAUUCAUAUUUCCAAGCUACAACUUUUAUCCAUCAGUCUUUAUCAAUCCUACAUUUAAAUACAUAGGUGAAAUUGUGACAACUUUUUUAUUUUAUUUCUUUUCCUUGUCAUUUGUGUGUACCUUUACAUCCUCGACUGUAUUUGCCUAAGGAGGAAAUGUUGAGACUGCUAUAAUCAGCAUUUUCUUUUGAGAGAACAAUAAGUUACAUAAGCCAUAUACACCCCUUAAUAUGCAAUCUACGAACAUGUUUGAGUCGUGAUAUACAGUGUUGUUCUCCUUAUUAUUUUUUUUUUUUUUUAGUGUGAUCAAAUAAAAAACUAAGACUUUUUCUAAAAACUCCAUAUCGAGUAAAAUGUUAAUGUUUAUGAUACCCCUCCACACAUACCAAAAAAAAGGUAAAAAAAAGGUAAAAAAAAGGUAAAAAAAAGGUAAAAAAAAGGUAAAAAAAAGGUAAAAAAAAGGAAAAAAAAAGGUAAAAAGAGCUUGGUACCUUAAAGUUUAAAAUUAUAGAUGAUAUUAAGCACUAUAGAAAGGCUAUAACCUGAUUUUUUGUGGAAGUUAUAACAUCACAAUAGCAUAAUCAUUAUCAAUAUAUUAUAGCUGUUAUUAUGACAGUUACUAAUGCAUUACAAUGUAAUAAUGACUACUUUACCUUAAUGGAUCUGUCAUUAUUAUUUCUGCCACUAUCAUUUUCAUCGCCAUCAUGAUAUCAUUGUAAUUAUUGUUAUUAAGCAAUGACAGUAAUUUUCAUUAUACACAAUACCAUAAUAUUCAUGCUUAACAUCAUCACUAUCAUUUCUGCUCUCACAACAUCAUCAUGAUUACCUUCACCAUUGACAUCAUCAUUAACUUAAUCAUUGUCAACAUCAUCAUUUCCUUCAUCAUUGUCGGCAUCAUCAUCAUCAUUAUUACAAUCAUCAUUAAAAGAUGAUAAUUGCUCAUCUCUCAUGAUGUUACUACAGUGAUGUUAAUAACGCUAAUAUUAGCAAUGAAACUAAAUUAAGAUGGUAAUAAUCAUUAUAAUUUAAAAUAAAAAUACCAUUACUAUUAUGAUAUUAUCAGGAGAAAUACAGCCCGAAUAAUCACCAUCUGUAUCAUUAUCGGAAUAGAAAAAAAUAAGGAGUAUGUAUCAUACUUCACAGUAAUUUUUACAAAGUGUAAACACUAUUAUCAUAACUCUGCGCCUCUAGUAAUUUGGAAUUGCUUAGGUGUACUAUAAAUAAUGAAAUGGAUGCUGAAAAAUGUGCAAUAAAAUAUGUAUUGUUUUAUUAUGGCCUUAUACCCUUUCCACCAGUGUUAAGAUGAAAUGUGCAUUCUCAAUAUUUCCAUGGCUGACACGGUCUCUGUUUUGUUUCUUCUUCCUUUUCUUUAUCUGUCUUGGCAAGUAUUAAUUUAUCCCUCUCUGAUUUUUUAUAAAUUGUACGUCAUAGUUCCCACCCUUACGUCUUCCCAUACCUGUUACAUUAUCUGUCUAGUAUUCAUAUUUAUAUUAAUAAAAUCAUGAAAUACUCUACAAGUCAGGACAAGAG